Chelonus insularis is the source of this 1057-nucleotide messenger RNA. RefSeq names its product Osiris 7 (gene Osi7). The coding region runs from base 139 to 975 and encodes 278 amino acids. The transcript is spliced from 3 exons. Gene Ontology annotation, cellular component: membrane. The record is from RefSeq and is a predicted model, not a curated record. Lineage: Eukaryota; Metazoa; Arthropoda; Insecta; Hymenoptera; Braconidae.
UCCUGUGUCACGUAUUAUUCGCGCUCGAGUUUGCAAGGAGCCUGCAGAACUCCUCUCAAGUUACGUUUGUUUGUUUAUUUAUUCAAAUUAAUUUAAAAAUACUUUCAAGUGAUACACAACACUAAUAAAUAAAUAAGAAUGAAAACGUUUGUGCCAAUCCUGUGGGCUAUUAUAGCCUCUGUAGUUCUUGCACAUCCUGCCACUGAUAACAAAUCAGGGGACAAUGAUCUCAUGGCAGCAAUAUACAACGAUUGUUUAAAAAAGGAAUCUAUCAAUUGUAUCAAGUACAAGUUUUUCACUUUCGUUGAUAAAAUGCUUAACGAUAAAGAGGAUAUUACGUUAUCUGAGGGAAUCACUGUUGUCAAGACCUCAACAGCUGAAGAAGGAGCUCCUAGAUCAAUUGACUCAUCAGACGUGGACACCCUCAUAUUCGAUCGUCUGAGCCGGUUCUUGAAGACCCAUUCGAUAAAAGUUGAUCUUAAAGGAAGUGAUAUCCUUGGGGUCGUUGAAUCUGCUGGACGGAAUUUGGAAGAAUUGAGUGAUAGUGUUGUCGAAGGGCGUGGUAAAAAGAAGAAGACUCAAAAAUUAAUUGGACCUCUUAUGAUGGCCAUGGCGCUAAAAGCUGCAGCACUCCUUCCCAUAGCUUUAGGAACAAUUGCUUUAAUCGCCGGUAAAGCUCUUCUGAUCGGUAAAAUAGCUCUGGUGAUCUCAACUAUUAUUGGACUGAAGAAACUACUUGGCCAACAAAAGCACGUAACUUAUGAAGUAGUUGCUCACCCACAUCAUAGCAGCAGCAGCAGCAGUCAUGUGAGCCACGAUGAUGGUGGUCAUGGCGGCUUUAGUGGUGGAGACUUUGGAGGUGGAUACAGUGCCGCUGGAGGAUCAAGUGGUCAUGGUUGGUCCAGAAGCUUGCCUCAAGACUUCCAACAACAUGCUCAACAACUUGCUUACAGCGGACAAAUGCCUGCUGUAUAGGCCUAAAUGAUCUCUGAUGUCACUCCAACUAUUUCAAUCUCAAUUUUGUUCUCUUUACCUUCUUUUCUUUUGUUAUUUUUCU